Molecule: messenger RNA, 3046 nt
Organism: Drosophila eugracilis
Lineage: Eukaryota; Metazoa; Arthropoda; Insecta; Diptera; Drosophilidae
Source: RefSeq, a predicted model, not a curated record
CGCGAGAGCUUUAAAAACACGCAUUGGAGAGGUUUUUCCAAAUUAAUUGCUAAAUAUGCACAGAAUACCACUGCAUAUGGUGUCAGAGCUUUGUCCCGAGGACUCUGAAUAUGUAACAAUGUCAAAAGUCAUGUCCCCACGCAACCUCAUAGAAUGCGAGCUGUUCUUGAAAGUUUUGCGAAAGGAAAGCGAAGCAGUUUUUGGCGGCUUUUCAAUAUCUGCUCAAAACAGCCUCGAUAUUUCUAAAGAAUGUCUGAAAAUGAGAAAUCCGAAAGUGUUAAUGAAGACUUUGCACAGCCUGGACGAGAUCAUAUGCCGCGCACCCACCGCCACCACCACUUUCGUAGACGCUAUUUUGGCCCGAAGUUUGCUCUAUAUGAAAAGUAACCAGCAUGCGAUUGCCUGCACUGACUUGUUGUUUUACGAGGCUUUGGAUCCAACGCUCAAGUCACCGGCGGGAACUAUAGUCUCACAAAUCCUUCUCUGCAUAUCCCUCUACAUGAAUCGGGAAUAUCAAGCAUCGAAAGAUAAAUUGGCUUCUAUAAAAGACCUCAUUGGGAAAACACCAUUAUCCGAUAAAAGCGAAAUCGGACAGUUCAUUACCCUUAUAGAACAAUACGAGGAGAGAAUAACCCAAGCUAGGAAGAAUGUAGAGUUUAAUAAGAAAGUUCAAAGUAAGUCACUGAUACCUUAUGAGGGCUAUAAGCUUUCACGGAAAAUACCCUAUACCAGCCAAGCCUGUGAAUACUUAGAAAAAACUACUAAGAAACCUGCUGGAGUGUACGCCUCCCGUGAAAUUCCCAAAGGAGAAUUGGUCCUAGUGGAAAAUCCUGUCUGCUUUCAGUUCAGUGCUCCGUUCCUAAACUGCGAUGUGUGUGGAUUGCACCAGGAAUUGCUCUACUCCUGUGAAAACUGUCGUUAUAGAACAUAUUGUUCAAAGUUGUGCAUGGAAUCAGAUGCGGAUAUUCAUAUAUUUGAGUGCUACGGAUAUAGAAUUGGCGUGAUACCAAUGCUAGAGGCAUCGAUGCUAUUUCGAUUAUUUGUUGAAGCAGGAGAUUAUAUACUUCCGGCAUUAGUCGACUAUGCGAUGGAAGGCGGAAUAAUAAGUAAACCCCGUGAAGCUUGGAACUUUAUACUUGACCAUGCUAAGGAAGAGGAUAAAAAGUACAAGAUUAUUGGAGAACUACUUGCCACAGCACCAGACUAUAGCCUUAUUACCAAAGAAAAGUAUUUCGAAAUUGUAACAAUAGCAUUUCGUUUGUCGGUUUUCAUUUUCAAUGAUACCGAGCUCGCAGACAAAUAUUUUUAUUUGCUGGCUGUUGUCAAGACUGACCUUAUCAUUGUAAUCGCAGCUAUGCUGUUACGAUUAGCCGGACACGUGCUAUUAAAGUCGCAACGAGAUGAGUUUUACUAUCCGAAACUCGGAGAAGUCAUGAAUGAAACUCACGAAGAAUUCACCGAGUGUGAUGCACUUCCAGUGCCAAUUGACCGUAUAAUCGCAAAUGCGUUUAGUUACUAUGGAGUAGAUGGGAGAUCUGAUUUCGUAGACUGCUACAAUAAAGUUCACGACAAUUUAGUUGAGGACGAAAAUGAGAUGCACGAAAAGUUUUCUAAAGACAGUCCUAUAUUUAAGUUUGUAGAUAGACUUCAUUCCAUAUUCAUUAAAAAAUGUGAAAUCGAAACUGUUGAGCAACUGAUGGAAGCGAAAACCCUACCAGCUCAUCAAGUGGAUGAGAUUCUUGAAAUGUCUAACACUUCAAAACGCUGCCAAUUGUUAACAAUUAUUGCCAAAUAUUUUCAUGAAUUUGUUCAUCAAUAUUUCAACAAAUUUGAAAACACUUUUCAAUCUAAAGCCACACUUUGUAUCACAUUAAAUACCUUUAAACAAAAUUGUGCUACCGAAAACGUUAAAAUCAUAUCGCUUCCAAAUGGAAAAUUUGUCGGAGUUACUGAAAGAAAUGUCGCUAUUGGCGAGGAAUUAGUAUUAUGUCCUGAAUUUAUCAAACAUCGUGAUCAGAACAUUAUAUUGAACUUAGCACACUGCAAAGACUUAAAUUUUUCUUCAAAAAUAAAUCAUGGAAAACCAAGUUUCGAAAAAACGGCUUCUCCCGAGUUUUUACGACACAACAACGCGUUCAUCUCUGCAAUCAAUAACAAAAUUUUAGCUUGGAAACAUUCUAGACAAGAUCCGAAAUUACAACUGAACUUGUCAAUUUUAUAUGGUACUUAUAAUAGUUUUCUUGCCUUGCAUUGCGAAGAAAAUGAUGAAAUACGUUUGAUGGGAGUCCUUAAAUUUUCAAUGUUUUUAGCAAUAAAUGGUUUUUUGCAACAUGCCAGCGAUAAUAUGUUACACUUAGUUGAGUUAAUUGAGCUGGAAGACAUAUAUUUUAAAGAAGUCCAAACUUAUCGGAAAGUCCUUCGUGUAAUUCAGAGUAUUAUGGAACAAUAUAUUAACAUCAUGACUGAAGUUACCCAUAUUGGGCCGGACUAUCCCAAAACUGUACUUGUGAGCUGUUCCUUAAUUUUAAAAAGACUGCAACUACAUGUCGAAGCUUUAAUUGAUAAUGCAGAGGCUUCAGCUUUAUAUAUGGAAUAUAGUAGCCUUCAUUACAAAUGGAAAACAUUAUUUAAUUCCUUUAUUCUAAUGCCACCAGGUUUAAGGCACUUCUUGGUAGACUCCAAUAAGUGAGGUAAGUUGUGCCAAAUAUUUCCAUAAGAAUUGAAUUUUUAUUUAAGUUUUAUAAUUGUUGUGCUUAAAAGCAUCCUGUUAAUUCUCACUUAAGACCGAAAUACUCUAAUUUUUGUUAUUUUAAUACAAUUAAAGACACAUUCCAGUUAAAUUAUAUUUAUGAAAAUAGAAAGCCAAACAUAUGUAUUAGUUUAAGUUAAGCGUAUGUUGUAUAUUUCUAGAACUAGCUUGUAAAGUUAUUUAACAAAAAAAAAAAGAACUGUGAGUCAGAACUCUUUACUUAAUUUACUUCUUUAUGAUUUCUCUAUCUAUUUCCAUUGUUCAUGCUGCUGGCAAAAAUAAAACUUUCAAUCUUUU